GGCUGCGGCGCAGGGUGGGUGCGGAAGUCGGGCUGUUGCAGCCGCUGCAAUGUUGCAAGCGCUUCCCGGCUGGUUGUUGCACCGGCCGUGCGGGCGCACAAUGUGUCUCCUGCUGGCGCUCCUCAGCCUGAUCCCGCGGGCGGCUUGCCUGGGGGAGCUGAAGGCUUUUGUGGUCGCUCACAGCCACAUGGACGUUGGCUGGGUUUACACCGUGCAGGAAAGCAUGCAUGCCUAUGCAGCCAAUGUUUAUACUUCCGUUGUAGAAGAACUAGUCAAAGAAAAGCAACGCAAAUUUAUUGCUGUGGAGCAGGAAUUCUUUCGCCUCUGGUGGGACACCACAGCCACAGAUAUACAUAAACAGCAGGUACAUCAGUUACUUCAAGAAGGGCGACUAGAAUUCAUAAUUGGAGGUCAGGUGAUGCAUGAUGAAGCUGUGACACAUAUUGAUGACCAAAUUUUACAGUUAACAGAGGGUCAUGGAUUUUUGUAUGAAACCUUUGGGAUGAGGCCUCGAUUUUCUUGGCAUGUAGAUCCCUUUGGAGCUUCUGCUACUACACCUACUCUUUAUGCUCUGGCUGGAUUUAAUGCCCACCUUAUCUCUCGCAUUGACUAUGAUCUGAAGGAUGACAUGCAGAAAACCAAGCUUCAGUUUGUGUGGAGGGGCUCUCCCUCUUUAUCUGAAAACCAUGAGAUCUUCACUCACGUUAUGGAUCAAUAACGCUACUGCACCCCAUCGCAAAUACCCUUUUCAAACAGGUCCGGGUUCUAUUGGAAUGGAAUUGCAGUUUUCCCAGAUCCACCAAAAGAUGGUGUUUACCCCAACAUGAGUGUCCCUGUUACUGAUGCCACCAUUCACCUUUAUGCACAGACCAUGGUGGCAAACAUUAAAAAGAGGGCAGCCUGGUUCCAAACUACUGAUGUCCUAUGGCCGUGGGGUUGUGACAAACAGUUCUUUAAUGCAUCAGUUCAGUACUCCAACAUGGACCCAUUAUUAGAUUAUAUUAACAAGCAUGCUGAUCAAUUUGGAGUGACCGUCCAGUAUUCCACUGUCAGUGAUUACUUCCAGGCAUUGUAUAACAGAAACCUCACAUGGGAUAUUCAGAAUUAUCAAGACUUUUCUCCAUUCAACAGCCAACCAUUUCAAGCGUGGACUGGGUUUUAUACUUCCCGCAGUGUUUUAAAAGGAAUUGCACGGAGAGCAAGUUCACUUCUCUAUGCUGGAGAGUCGUUUUUCACACAGUAUGUUCAGAAAUAUCCAGCAGGUUCUGUUUGUAAAUUCUGGGCCUUACAGCAGCUCCACAGUCUUCGAUGGGCAGUCUCUGAGGUUCAGCACCAUGAUGGUGUAACAGGGACAGAAUCCCCCAAGGUGAAGGACAUGUAUAUGAAUCACUUGAUGGAUGGAAUAGUUAAUGUGAAGAAACUGAUGGCAUCCAUAAUCUUAGACACAGACAAUGCCAAGAAGAAUGGAAAACCUAAAGACCUCAGGACUGGACCCCAAAUUCUGCCUUCAGACAUGUGUACAAGGAAUGUUGAACAAUACAUAAUUGUCUAUAAUCCCCUGGCGUGGAACAUCACUACCUUUGUCGUUGUUGCUAUGAACCACUCAGCAGUCAGUGUGUAUGAUGAAUUGGGACAUCCUGUACUGGCACAGAUCCAAAGCUCAGUAGAAUCCCCCUCUACCUAUGAUCUGUAUAUUCUUGUCACACUAAGAGGUCUCAGUUACCGAAGAUACAGCGUUAAGUUUUCAGCUGACAAGGAAUCUGCAUUCAUUGCGAGAUCAGUUAAAUAUGGACGAAAAGUCAUAAAGCAUGCUGAUCAUCAGAGUAGACGGCUGAUUCCUGUGCUUAACGACUGCUACACAGUGAUGUUGGACCAAAAUACUCAUCUAAUGCACAGCAUUACUGACAGGAAGACUAACUGGACUGUCCAAGUAACUCAGGGGUUUUUUGAAUAUCAUGUGAAUGGAGAUGUGAGGAAGGGGCCCAUUUCAGAUAACUAUUUAUUUACCCCAAAUGGAUCAGCUGUUGAAGAAUCAGAAGCAGUGGGACUGGAAGUUGUUUCUGGAAACCUAAUGAGAGAGAUCAGGCAAUAUUUUUACAGGAAUAUAACUGCUCAGGAUUACAUGUAUGUGGCAUAUUCAAGAAUCUACAGUAUACCAGGAGGUUAUGAUGAUAAGCUUUGCCACAGGAUAGAGCAAGAAUACAGAGUUGGACCUUUGGAACUAAAUCAUGAGGCAAUCCUCAGGACAAGCACAAAUUUAAACACUAAGCAGACACUUUACACUGACAACAAUGGCUAUCAGAUGCAGAAGAGACAGUACAAGGCUUAUGUGAAUAAUACAGUGGCUCGGAACUAUUAUCCUAUGGUCCAGACUGCGUACAUUGAAGAUGACAGCAUGAGGCUGAUGCUGCUUGCAGAAAGAUCUCAUGGUGUCUCAAGUCAAGGAAAUGGGCAAGUGGAGGUGAUGCUUCAUAGGAGACUGUGGAAUAACCUUGAGUGGGACCUGAAUUACAAUCUCACUUUGAAUGACAUCUCAGUGGUUCGGCCAAUGUUCUGGCUCAUCUUAGGAACUAAGCCUGUGGCUGAUGGUCUGUAUCAGACAAGUGCUCUGGCUUUAGAACACAGACCAGUUGUUAUGUAUGGAGAGCUAACAGACAAACCAAAGCUGCAUCAAGAACUUCAUUCUGUUCAGAGGGAUCCUGUAACCCUCCCAGCUAACCUGCAUCUCCAGACUCUAAGCAUUCCUGGGUGGACAUACAGCUCCAACCACACUGAGCAGCUACAGAAUAUUUACAAAGGUAUACGAAAACAAGAGGAGGCAAACUUCAGACGUGUACUUCUAAGAAUCAGGCAUAUGUAUGAAGUGGGAGAGGAUCCUGUGCUAUCUCAGCCUGCAACAGUGAAUCUGAAAUCUCUGCUGAAAGGGUUGGGAACAGUGGAGUUGGUAGAAGAGCGGUCGCUCACAGGAACCUGGGACAUAAACACUUUGGAACGAUGGAAAUGGAAAUCAGCACAACAUCUAAGCAAAGGCCUCUCCGGUAAUACAAAGACCACAGAAAACUCUACUGUGACUAUUCACCCAAAGGAAAUUAGGACCUUUUUUAUAUACUUUCAAGAUCAAUGAAAGUUGGCAGAUUAUUCCUGGGCCAACUAUUGAACAACUGGCUGUAUUUUUUUUUUAAAGAAAUGAAGCAACUGUUUUGAGAACAUUUUUCCUAGUAUUGUAAAUGGAAGGGAUAAUUAUUCUGUAAUAAACUGUUAAACUUGAUUAAAUCAUCAAAA
This is a messenger RNA of Dermochelys coriacea (leatherback sea turtle), 3282 nucleotides long. It is a transcript of the gene MAN2B2, whose product is annotated as mannosidase alpha class 2B member 2. NCBI's taxonomy places the organism in Eukaryota, Metazoa, Chordata, Testudines, Dermochelyidae. Gene Ontology annotation, molecular function: carbohydrate binding; alpha-mannosidase activity. Gene Ontology annotation, cellular component: lysosome. The record is from RefSeq and is a predicted model, not a curated record. Gene Ontology annotation, biological process: mannose metabolic process.